Messenger RNA from Closterium sp. Yama58-4, 675 nucleotides. Lineage: Eukaryota; Viridiplantae; Streptophyta; Zygnematophyceae; Desmidiales; Closteriaceae. The record is from the annotation of a GenBank genome assembly.
AUGCCAAACGGUGCGAGUGUUGCUGGAGUCAGCUUAGGAGCAGGAGGAAGGGUGGGCAGGGUGGUGGGCGAGGGGAUGCCUCGGCAGCAGGGUGGAGGAGUGGGUAUUGGGGAGGAGGAGAGAGGAGGAGAGGGAGCAGGUGCAUCAAGGGAGGGAGCAGGAGCAAGUGGGGUUGUGGCCAGGGGAUUGGACCCAGGGCCUGGGCUCACCACAGCAGCCAUGGGAUGGAGAGGAGGGGCAUCAGGCACACUAGCACAGGCAUGGCACUUCCCCUUUAAAAUGGCACUGUUCACUCACUACCUCCCCUGUAAUCUGGGACUGCCUCGAAGUCAUGUGACUUGUGACUCUCUUGCUGUGGGUCCGCCCACGUGCGCAUGCACGCUGUAUGAGGAUGCGUCGGCGUACCUGCUGCUCGUGUCGCUGCCUCACUGCGACCUAUCCUGCCUCCGAGUCACGUGGCGCAACGACGGUGCUGCGGGGAUAGUCAAGAUCUCCUGUGCCGCCAUCUUCCCUCCGUCAUCCGUAUCUCACUCCGGCCGCACGUUCCGCCAAGUGUCACGCUCCCAUUGGCUGGGGGAGCACUGCCCUGUUGGCCCAUUUGAACGGGAGGUGCAGCUGCCCCAGCGCAUACCGGAGAAUGCUGACGUGGCAGCCAGUGUGUCAGCAGACGGGUGA